Tarenaya hassleriana is the source of this 1224-nucleotide messenger RNA. RefSeq lists its product as uncharacterized. The coding region runs from base 1 to 1224 and encodes 407 amino acids. The transcript is spliced from 4 exons. Gene Ontology annotation, molecular function: zinc ion binding. Lineage: Eukaryota; Viridiplantae; Streptophyta; Magnoliopsida; Brassicales; Cleomaceae. The record is from RefSeq and is a predicted model, not a curated record.
AUGAAGGGUACAUCGAAUUUGGUUAGAGAUUUUUUGAAGGAAGAAUAUGUUGGGACCCUCGAAACUUCUACUGCCCCAGAAUUAGUACGACGAAUAAAAACCAAGUACGGGGCAACUGUUUCGUAUUUGAUGGCAUUGAAAGGGAAGUACAGUGCUGAAAAAGAGAUUCGCAGUAAUCAUGUCGAUCAUUACAUGAGGCUUCCUGGGUGGAUGGGAGCAUUGGUCAUGGCAACCGCGCAGGAUGGAGAACAUCACCAAUAUUCUUUAGCAUGGGGUGUGAUCGAUAGAGAGAAAGACGCUUCAUGGAGGUGGUUUAUGAAUAGUUUGAGUGAAGUAAUACCGGAUGGACCUGAUGUGGUUGUGAUAUCCGAUAGGCAUAAAAGUAUAAUGAAAGCUGUGAGAGAAGUAUAUAAACAAGCUAAUCACGCAUAUACGGAGAAGGAGUUUGAAGAAUUCUACUCUGAUUUCAAGAACAGGUAUCCCAAAGUGGCGGAGUACAUGCAAAAAGAAGAACUUGCUCCGGAGAAGUGGGCAAGGUGUAAAUUUCGGACUGAAAGAUAUAACUUAUUAACCAUCAAUGGUGCCGAAUCAAUAAACUCCGUUUUGAAGAAGGCCAAAAGGUAUCCGCUACUCAGUUUUCUUGAUAUCUGUGUCGCGAAGACGGUAAAAUGGUUCAGUAGGUACAGGGUGGAAGCAUGUGGUGGCGAUGAUUCUCAAAAGUUAACUCCGUAUGUGUACAAAGCGCUGCAUGAACGGUUUGAGAAGGCCUAUACGUAUGAGGUUAUUGAACUUAACAGGCUGAGUGGUAUGUUUGAGGCAAGGGAUGAAAAAGGUAGAAGACACUUGGUAAAUCUUGGUGAUAGAACCUGUAGUUGCAGAAAGUUUGAUGUGGAUAUGUAUCCAUGUAAUCAUGCAAUUGCAGCAGCACAUAAGGUCGGAAAAGGUAGUGCGAUUCACGAAUUAUGCUCUGAAUACUACUGGCGAGAGACUUGGGUCAAGGCUUACCAAGAGACUGUGUAUCCGGUGCCCGAUAUUUGUGAUUGGGUCUUACCGCCCGAAAUUUUAAAUUUUUCAGUGUUGCCGCCUAUAAUGGAAGAAAAACGGCGGACUGGAAGACCUAAACAGAAUCGCGUUCCUGGACCUGGCGAGGCUCGGAAAAGAUCCCAAAGUUCAACAUCGUCAUUUACAGAAUCGAAUUCGUCAAAGAGAAAAAAUUUGGAAUAA